Messenger RNA from Cucumis melo (muskmelon), 4333 nucleotides. RefSeq lists its product as uncharacterized. The transcript has 28 exons. Gene Ontology annotation, molecular function: ATP binding; DNA helicase activity; DNA binding. The record is from RefSeq and is a predicted model, not a curated record. Gene Ontology annotation, biological process: double-strand break repair involved in meiotic recombination; nucleotide-excision repair. NCBI's taxonomy places the organism in Eukaryota, Viridiplantae, Streptophyta, Magnoliopsida, Cucurbitales, Cucurbitaceae. Gene Ontology annotation, cellular component: nucleus. The coding region runs from base 179 to 3892 and encodes 1237 amino acids.
GAAUUAUACUGUUUACCGCCAAUUUCAACUACGAUAAACCCUAACUUUUCCCGCCAAAGCUUUUCAAGAAACCACCACCAAAUCGAACCGAGCACAGGACUCCAUUGUCGAUCGUGUAGUUCACCAAGCUAGGAUUUCGAAUAUCCCCACCCGACAAGUCCUGUGCAACACUUCCAAAAUGGUAUAUGCAAAAGGGGGGACGAACCCCAAAUCCAAGACCAAUCCAACUUAUCAGCUCACGAAGAAUGUGUACCCGAUUGGUGGCAUCCAAGUGGAAUUUCCAUACCGACCAUACGGUUCGCAGCUGGCGUUCAUGGGCAGAGUUAUAUCCACCCUUGAUCGAGCUCAGCGAGAGGGCCAUUGCCACGCAUUACUGGAAUCUCCGACUGGAACCGGGAAGUCGCUUUCACUUCUCUGCUCGAGUCUUGCUUGGCAGAAGAAUUACAAGAUAAAGAAUCAGGAUGCUAAUUCCAGUCACACGAAGCCUGCUCCAGAGGCUGCCACAGAUCCUCUCGGUUUUGGCGGUGGAUUUCUUCCCGAAGUGCAGACGUCAAUGUCUACAGAUACUGAGUCAUCUCUUCCAGGGCCAAACAACAAAAGUCAGAAGAAAAAAACAGCCCCGACCAUAUACUACGCCUCGAGAACACAUUCACAGAUAUCACAGGUGAUCCGUGAGUAUAGAAAAACUUCCUAUCGAGUGCCAAUGGCAGUGUUGGCGUCAAGGAAACAUCUAUGCACAAAUCCUUAUGUACGAGGGAAAGAUAAUUUAGAUGAAGAAUGCAAACUACUUUUGAAGGAUCAAGAUGCAGGAUGCAGCGAAUUUAAAAACGCAAACAAGGUUAAAUGUCAUCCAACUCUUCAGAAAGGAGGAUGUCACGAGGUUCAUGACAUUGAAGAUUUGGUGAAAGUUGGAGAAGCUGUAAAAGGUUGUUCAUAUUAUGCAGCUCGCUCUAUGGCAGACGACGCACAGCUGGUGUUUUGCCCAUAUAGCUAUAUUAUCAAUCCAGUUAUUCGAGGAGCAAUGGAUGUAGACAUUAAGGGUGCAAUUGUGAUUUUUGAUGAAGCCCACAAUAUAGAGGAUAUUGCACGUCAUGGUGGUAGUGUGGAUAUUGAAGAGGAUACUUUAAAUAAAUUGCAGAUGGAGUUAGAGCAACUAUGUCCUUUUAAUUCUUUGGUUUACCAGCCUCUGUAUGAAAUGACACAGGAUCUCACAAGUUGGAUUGACCAAAGGAAGACCACAUUGCAGAAGCGCGAGUUUCAGCAUUAUGUCACCUGCUGGACUGGCAAUCAUGCUCAAAGGGAGCUCCAAGAAGCUAAUAUAACUCAACAAUGCUUUCCCAUUUUGCUUGAAUGUGCAACAAAGGCUAUUAAAGCAGCUUCAGAUACUGAGUCAGAUGAUGCACAUUUGAGUGGCCUGUCAGUGAUAACCCUGGAAGGAUUAUUCUCUUCACUGACAUAUUUCUUCUCAAGAAAUGGUUGCCACAUGUCUGACUACCAGCUUGCAUUACAACGCUACAUUAAAAGAGAUCCUGGAAAAGCUUAUGCUGAAUGGACGGUUACUUUAAGUUUGUGGUGCUUUAAUCCAGCUGUUGUAUUUAGAGACAUUGGUGAUCUUUCCUUGUCGGUUAUUUUGACAUCUGGGACCCUGUCACCUAUGAAUUCCUUUUCAUCUGAACUAGGAGUUCAGUUUGGAACUUCACUGGAAGCUCCUCACGUGAUUGAUGUGGAAUCUCAGGUGUGGCCAGCUAUUAUAUCAACUGGUCCAGAAAACUAUCCGCUGAAUGGAAGUUAUAAAACAGCUGAUGGAUAUGCAUUCCAGGAUGCUCUAGGAAAAUCAUUGGAGGAGAUAUUUUUUAUUGCUCCUGGUGGGUGUCUUGUGUUCUUCCCCAGUUAUAAGCUGAUGGAAAAACUCCAAAAACGUUGGUCUGAAACUGGUCAAUGGUCUCGACUGAAUGCAAGGAAGUCUCUUUUUGUAGAGCCAAGAGGAGGAGCUCAAGAGGAUUUUGAUUCCAUAUUGAAAGGUUAUUAUGAUACUAUACGUCUUGGUGAUAACUUUGCAGUCGGGAAGAAGAGUCGAGGUAAGAAGGUCAAACCCAAUCACUCGUAUGUCGUUGGCUGUGAAAAUUCCAAGGAAGGAGCAGCACUCCUUGCAGUUUUUCGAGGAAAGGUUUCAGAAGGAAUAGACUUUUCUGAUGAUAAUGCUAGAGUGGUUAUAAUAGUUGGUAUUCCAUUUCCAAAUAUAAAUGAUAUUCAAGUUGCAUUGAAGAAAAAGUUCAAUGACACAUAUAAAAUGUCCAAAAACCUUUUAAGUGGAAAUGAGUGGUAUUGUCAACAGGCCUUCCGAGCUCUAAAUCAAGCUGCAGGACGUUGUAUUCGACACAGAUUUGACUAUGGUGCCAUUGUGCUAUUAGAUGAGCGUUUCCAGGAAGAGAGGAACAGGACUUACAUUUCAAAGUGGCUAAGAAAAUCCAUUAAACAAUUUGAUAAUUUUGAACAGUCUAUGGAGGAGCUGAAAUCCUUUUUCAGCCAUAUUAAGGAGCGCAUUAGCAACAAUACAGAAAGCGAGUUACCAAAUUCUGAGAAUGAGGAGCAUAUUAUUUCUACCUUCCCAAGUAGUUGUAGAAGAACGAAGAUGGAGAAAAUUGACAAGUUUAAUCAUCAUGGGCAGAAAGCUCAUGAAGAUGCAAAAAACUGUAUAAUUGAUCUGGAGUGCAGUGUUGAAACAGAAACAAGGAACCAUGAGUUUCUAUCUAUGAAUACCGUCCUUGAAGUUCCAGAUUCCCCAAUUGUUCAGGAGACUCCUUGUGUUGAUAUUGUUGGCGCCACUAGUCCAGGAGAAUCCAAAGAUGAAAGAUCAACUUCAACUGUAAUUGAGGCAUAUUCUGAGCUUUCUGAUCAAUUAUCAUAUCAUUCAAAACCUCUGGUCAAAUCAACAAGAUCUCCUCUUACAUCUGAAACUUCAAUUCUGCAUACUCCUGAAAGAAAUGUUUCUGUGAAUGCCUACAGCUUUGCACGAGAUACAGAAUCUUCUUUGAAUACGAGUGUAAAUUCUCAUACCCAGAAAAGGAGGAAGUCUAUCGGUAUAACUAUUACGAAACUUGCUCAAGAAGAGUUUCUUACCGAUCCCAGAACCAAAAAUCCCGAAUAUAACAGUGUGGACAGAAGCUCAAUAAUUAGCAGAAAUUUAACUAGUCCAAAAGAUACUAAUUAUGAAACUCUUCUCACGGAAAAGAAGUCUAACAGUUUAAAUGUCACACGAGUGCCCAAGCUAAAUGAUACUGUUCCUGUUUGUCUGUCGUCUGGUCUUCCAAUGGACAAAAAGUUGUAUCUGUCUUGUGCACUUUGUAGAAGCCCACUUGGUCGCCCAGAGAACCAUUUAAACAUAACGUGCUCAUUUACUGUAUCAUCAAAAACACACUUAGUAUCGAUAUAUAAGGAAAGGUUUAAAGCUCAAACUGCCAAUUCAUCAGCAAGUGUACAGCUUAUCAUUACAGACAUUUUGUUUGUUAACCAGAGGCUCCUAGUUAGGUCUUCGAAAAAUUCAGGACGUGGUAUAUGGAGUGAGGAGGACGGCUGUGUAUAUAAUUAUGUCUUUUGCCCCUUCUGUUGCAGUGACAAUUGCAUUGGUGUACAGAUCAUGGCAACUGAUGCAUCAAAUAUUCCAUUACUUAAUAAAGUGAUGUUUUACGUUGAGUGUUUGGAGAUCCAGGACCUUAAAGCUGAUACAGGAAAGGCUUUAGUAAACAAGGAAGUAUCACCCGUUGGUAGCUCAGCUAAGAAUAAGUAUGCCGUCAUGGAACCCAUUGAAAAUUUUUCAUACUCCCCUAGCCCGCUAACCUCAGGCGGCUGGAGGUCUACUAAAUUGAAAGUCAGAAGGAAAGGAACUUCAUGAUCUAGAUGCAUUCUGCUUGGCUUAAUUUAACCACUGUUCUGGGCUGCAGUCCAAGCUUAUAAGAUUGCCUGGAUGUUUACGUGGUGAUAUAUGGGAGAUCUGGUCAUUUCUAUCGGUCAAACUCACCAUUCAAAGAUUGCAGCUAAGGUGGAAGCUUUGGUGUGUGUUUGGUCAAAAGAAUCUCUUAAUCUAUGUACAUUUAUACUACAAUUGUAAAGUUGACUGCAUAUUUAUCUUAAUCAUUUGUUUCCGGGUUGUGAAGCCCUCUGUAUAGUUUCUGCAUGAUUGUUUUGUCACGCUGUCAUGCUGUUUUAGAUAGGACAGCAUUGUAGAUCCCCUCUAGUAAUAAUGUUAGACAGUUCCCAUGCCUUAUCGAGGGUAUGAUUGUUGAUCUCAAAGUGCAAAUUUUCUGAAUUUAGUGUUUUGGGUUUAACUUCAUAA